AUGGUGUUGAUCGUCACCCGAGAGCCAAUCAUCUGGUGCGUAAUUCCGUUUUUUAUAGUUGAGGCGCAGAACCAGAGGCCCCUGCUAACCAAGUCCCUAGCCAGCCCGGAAAAGGAUCCAGAAAUGGACAAUUUAUCACGUGAAAUAGCGAGUAGAUUCAUUGGUCAGAUGCAGAUAGAAAGUGCAUUAGGCCCGGACCUAUUCACUCCUCUAUCCGAAGCCUGGUCCAACAUUAUCAGGGUCGGAAUUAUCACUAAAAGAGAUGGGUACCAGGUGGACAUUCAGACUCAGCCGGGAACUGGACUCUGUGCUCUUGGACAAGUUUUUUCAGACCUGUUGAGAAAAGAAAUUGAUAAAGACUUUGACCUAGAUUUCACCAAACUUACUACAACUCUGGCCUGCCCAGCAGUUAAAUAUGGCUUCCUUUACACAAAGAUCUUGGAGAGACAAAAAUUCUUAGCAUUGGACAAAUUUUAUAGUAAUUACGAAGCUAAAAUGACCUUAGCCCCCCUGUUAGCUGCAGAUCUCAAUUGGUGGAUCAAUAACAUGAACAGUACUUCCAGCACAAUCAGAGACGACUACUACGAGUUGGAAAUUUAUUCAGAUGCAUCUCGUUCGGGUUGGGGUGCCGCUUGGGAAAAGAAAAAGACCCGUGGAUGGUGGAAUUCGGUAGAGAAAAAUUAUCACAUUAAUUUUCUCGAAUUAAAGGCAGCCUUUUACGGGUCGAAGUGCUUUGCGAAAGAUCUCAAGUCAUGCCAGAUACUUUUAAGAAUCGAUAACACCACUGCUAUUUCUUACAUUAACAAGAUGGGUAGCAUUCAAUUCCCAAACCUGUCGACUCUGAGCAGGGAAAUAUGGCAGUGGUGCGAAAAGAAAAACAUUUGGAUUUUCGCAUCUCACAUUAGUUCGAGCCAAAAUUUUAUUGCCGAUAAAGAGUCAAGAAUUUUAUCGGAAGAGACUGAGUGGGAGUUGGCGGAUUAUGCAUUUAGGAAAACAAUCUUUUCCAACAUGACGCUCACUUUCCCUGGUAGCGACCAGAUUAUCAGGAAAGCCUUCCUCCUCCAAGAUGUACCGAGAUCGGCCCUGGAUACUACUAUGGCCUCCUUAAGCCAGGCAACAUUAAAGCAAUACGAGAGGCCAGUCUCACUUUGGUGGAAAUUUUGUCAAGAUACACAAGUUUCGGUUUUCUCUCCACCUCGAAGAUCGGUGUUGGAAUUCUUGACAAUAUGUACAUCAAACUUAGGUUCUUACAGUUCGUUAAAUACAUAUCGUUCUGCCGUUUCCUUGAUAACCAUGACUAACGUAGGCCAGGAUCAGUUUGUAAAAAGAUUUAUGAAAGGAUUUGCAACUCAAAAACCAUCCAGACCCAAGUAUAACAAAACCUGGGAUCCAAGUAAAGUCCUGGACCACAUUUCUCGAUUUUACCCAAAUUCAGAAUUAUCAUUCGAGAAAUUAUCCAAAAAAUUGGUUGUUCUUUUAGCUCUUAUUACAGCUCAAAGAGUUCACACAUUGUCUCUUAUAAGAGUCGAGAACAUUCGGUUUUUAGAGGAUGAAAUACGGAUCGAAAUCCCUGAUAGAAUUAAGACUUCAGGCAUGAAUCGUAAUCAACCCCGGUUGAUCAUUCCGGCAUUUAAGGAGAAACUUCAGCUUUGUCCAGUACAAACCCUACGUGACUAUUUAGAUAGAUCAAAAGCCCUUAGUUCGCCCAGGGAUCCUUUUCUGAUUGUCAUUACUAAAGCGCCUUAUACUCAUGCCUCUUCUCAAACGAUUCGCCACUGGAUUAAAAAAGUCCUCAACGACAGUGGCAUUGACAGGACCUUUGCGGCCCAUAGUAGUAGACAUGCCUCUACAUCAGCGGCUGCACGCCAAGGUUUAAAUAUGGAAACAAUUUAUAGAACAGCAGGCUAG
Diprion similis is the source of this 1908-nucleotide messenger RNA. RefSeq lists its product as uncharacterized. Gene Ontology annotation, molecular function: DNA binding. The record is from RefSeq and is a predicted model, not a curated record. The transcript is spliced from 5 exons. Lineage: Eukaryota; Metazoa; Arthropoda; Insecta; Hymenoptera; Diprionidae. The coding region runs from base 1 to 1908 and encodes 635 amino acids. Gene Ontology annotation, biological process: DNA integration; DNA recombination.